This is a messenger RNA of Monomorium pharaonis (pharaoh ant), 3206 nucleotides long. RefSeq lists its product as uncharacterized. NCBI's taxonomy places the organism in Eukaryota, Metazoa, Arthropoda, Insecta, Hymenoptera, Formicidae. Gene Ontology annotation, molecular function: protein binding. Bases 1523 to 2749 code for a protein of 408 amino acids. The record is from RefSeq and is a predicted model, not a curated record. Gene Ontology annotation, biological process: positive regulation of proteasomal ubiquitin-dependent protein catabolic process; protein polyubiquitination. The transcript is spliced from 5 exons.
CCCUCUCUCUAGCGCGCGGCUCUCAGGCUGAGAGUCUCAGCCUCCGCGUCGCGACGCUCCCUCCGACGCCUCCCCCCGGCAUUACGGAUUAUGUUAAUAUUCGAACACUUGGAGACCCUGCGAAUAGAGCAGAAGAAUGUAAAUGAUACGUAUGUUAACCGCUCGAGAUUCGAGGGGUUUCCGACGAUAUAUCUUAAUAUCGGGGAUUAAAAAUGACUUUUUCUUAAAGCGAGGUAUUUCUUUUUUUUUAGAAUCGCUGCUUCUUUCUGACAAAAUUCUUUACUGUCGUUUAUAAGAUACAAAGCAACGGGGAUAAGUAUUAAUCAUGCGUUCCGUGAAAAAUAACCUGUUAAAGUCAAAGAAAUAUUUUAUAGAAUUUAGAUUUACGAAUAAUGUAUUGCGACAAAUUUUUAUAAUUUGAUAGAGAAGGCUAUGAGAAAGCAAAUAAUAUUUAAAAAAUUAUUUCCCAAAGUACCGUUAGCAGCUUAUUAUAAUUAGUAUAAUAAUAAUUUAUAAUAUAAUUACCAUUAUUAUAUAAUGUGAUAAUAUAAGAAUAGUGAGAUAAUGAGUGCAUUCGGAGAGAUGCCAUUAGAUGCUAUCAAUAACAGUCUAUUUUUGUUCUACUUUUAGUGAGCAAUGAAGAUAAACUGAUGUUGAUAGCGUUUUCUCGAACGCACCCAAUAUGUAACAUGCGAGAAGAUGCUACCUGCGGAAUCUGCGUGUGGAAUAAAAAUGUGGCGUACGGAAUUCGAAUGCGAAAUGUAGAUGUUGCGUAUAGUACAAGGAGCGAUCUCGCGCUGCGCGUUUACAUAGCGCGAAUGUAUUACACGGAGAAAAAAAUUAGUUAAUUUUUAUAUUGAAAAUUCGUUAAAAAUUACUGUGUAAGAAUGUGGGUACAAGUGCUUUUUCAUAUAUAUUUUACUACACUAAAUUAAAAAUUUGAUCUCAAUUUUUUCGAAAAAUUGAUCCAUUUAUUUGAAUUUGUGUAUAAAAAAUAGUAAUUUUUCUUUUAUUCCUUUAUAAAUUUCCACUAGAAAAAACGUUUGCACUUAAUUUAUAGUCGACCACGGUACUUUUCUAUAAUUUUUUUCUCAGUGUAUCUCUCUUGAACAAUUUGUCAUUAAAAUUUUACACAUUUAUUUUAAUGGAAGUUAUUCAACAUAACAAAAUGUGUCAUGUAAAAAUUAUUUUAUUGGAAAUAAAGUUUUAUAGUUUUAAAAUUACAAUCUCAAAAAAUGUCUACUUCCUCAUUUCUUUAAUUCUUUGCUUUUAUGAAAUUCAAACAUAAGAAUCACGGUAUCGUGUCUCCACCGAUAUUAAAUCCGAUAGUUACGAUACUGUAUUAUUUACAAGCGGAGGGGGAAGGUUCAAACAGUGUUUGGAAAUAUUCACGUCUCGUCUGCCAACGAAUAUCUUGUCUGAAAAGUCAUUUCAAAAGAAUAUCGAAGAAUCUUGGCAGUAUAUCGGAAUCAUACUUAAACAUCGAGUGCUAUUCAAACUGGUUGAAUUGAUUCAAAAAGGCAUGGAGAAACCGGUGCCAAAACGAGAUCAGAUGGAAGAAUCUGACGCAUCCGAAAACAAUGGUGUAACUCAACGCGUUGAAAAAUCGUUGGAUCCAAGUAUUUGUUUAUCCUAUGACAUUAUGAGACAUAUCUUUCAAUAUUUAAGAGGUAUGGAUCAGGUGAACGCCGCGCUUGUUUGCAAAUUGUGGUUGGCAAAUUAUUUUAAAUGGUUAAGACGUCCUCUUUGCUCUUACGUUUCAUAUAGUGGCUUAGGUGAUAUUGUAAAUUAUUUGAAUAAUGUAAAAGUUAUUAAACCAUCAAUAGGUUUCUAUUUUAUUAAUUGUUUGCCACACAAAUAUCAAGAUUGUAGUCUACAGUGUAAUUUUUUAGACGAUUGUAUUGGUGUUUUCCUUCCUGCACAUUGUGAAACUAUGAAGUUAUUUAGUCCAUUUAUGUUUGUGGACAUGAGCAUAAGAGUAAAACAACCCGAUAAGUGUCACCUGUCAUGUGCUUUCUUGCCACAAAUUCCGAAAGUAGAAAUAAAAUCAUUUAAAUUAGAAGUAGAAAAGGAUUGUAUCAUACAGAAAACAGAUGAAUUUCGGGAGAUAAUUUGUGCAAUUAAUAAUUAUAAAACAUCUAUAUUAAAUCGUGAGACAUCUACGUGUUUCAUGUUAUUCAGUAAUUAUCCGGGUCAAAUGAGAGCAGAACGUUGGGCCUCAAUAAUACAAGACAGCAUAGGAAAUGAAAUAGCUUCUGUAUGGGGUGGUGUGUUCGAAGACGUUUAUUCAAGAAAAUUACUACUCUUUAAGAAAAAAGAUCAGAAAGACGAGAAAAUAAAGGAAGAAUAUAUCUUAAAGGGCAUACCAUAUUGUGUUGCUAUCCUGAUCAUUGGUUCCAUGCAAACGUGGUCUGUGAUUUUGGAGGAGAAAUGCAAUACAAAAGAGCAGAUUGAAGCAAGAUUAAAGUUAUUUAAGAACAAAGUAAAAUUAAACACACAUUCCAUAGGAUUUAUGUUUGUUGCUGAUUUUGACAGAAAUGAAUUAUAUAAAAAAAGUAAUGUGGAAUCAACAGCAUUUAAAAAAUUAUUCCCCAAAGUACCUUUAGUACCUUGCUUUAAUUAUGGUGCAUUUGGGAAAAAUACUAUAGUUGAAACAAACGAUGAAAAAACUAGUAAAAUGGAAGAGAGAAAACCUGAACUUUGGUAUAAUGAAAAGGGUACUGUAUUUUUAAUACUUACAUAUGGUUGAUAAUUUGAAAGAAAAUAUGCAUGAGAAAAAGAGGGAAACUGAAAGAGAGAGAAGAAGUGCUAUUUGUUUCAUAAACAUAAAACAUAUUUUCGUACAUUGCUUUCAGGUCUUAUAUUUUUAAAUCUUUUUUGUUAAUAAAACAUAAAAGCAAUUAUGCCUCUACUUUCACAAAAUACCAACAUAUUAUACAAUAUAACAUAUCUUAAUAAUAUUUUUGAGCAAAAAAAUUUUAUCUUUAGAUGUAAUUUGCAGAAACACAUAUUACAUGAGUUUUUAAAAUAUCUAAAGAAAAUAAAUUAUAAUUUAUGUGUAAUAAUAUGUUAUAAUCGUUUUACAUUUUUUAUUCUUUCGCGUUUAUUUCUAACUGACAGAUUUAAACAUUGAGUUUAAACAUUGAGUUUGAAUGCGACUUCAUAUGUGUAAAUUUUUAUUGUAUCAAUAAUCUAAUGUUUUAAAA